Messenger RNA from Tigriopus californicus, 657 nucleotides. RefSeq names its product kininogen-1-like. The coding region runs from base 1 to 555 and encodes 184 amino acids. Gene Ontology annotation, cellular component: extracellular matrix. The record is from RefSeq and is a predicted model, not a curated record. Lineage: Eukaryota; Metazoa; Arthropoda; Copepoda; Harpacticoida; Harpacticidae. The transcript is spliced from 2 exons.
AUGGUCUGGGAUGUCGUUAACGAUUACGGUCGAAAAUCUCCUUUAAUCUUCAUUGAGCAUGGAGCUCCAACCAACCAGAGAGGCUUCAGCAUCGGAAUAUUGGCCAUGUGUGCCACAACUUGUCUCGUGGUUCAAGCCGAACACGGCAAACAUUCACGGCUAUGGAAAGAGCACCACCAUCCCGCCUAUUACAAGUACGGCUACAAAGUGCACGACGACUACCACGGUACGGAUUUCGGCCACAAUGAGCAUCGCGAUGGACACGUCACCAAAGGCGAAUAUCACGUCAAGUUGCCCGAUGGUCGCGUGCAAACCGUCACCUACUACGUGGAUGGCUACAAAGGCUACGUGGCUGAGGUCAAGUACCAUGGCAAGGCCCAUCAUCCCCAUGUGAAACCGCACAAGGGCUACGGGCAUGAUCACGGGCACGAUCACGGGCACGGCCACGGUGGCCACUCGGAAGUGUAUGGACACCAAAAGCCGGGACAUGGUCACGGUCAUCAUAAAACAUGGUCAUCAUCACGGUUACGGCCAUUAGCACUUGACUAUCUUUGAAUAAGUUCGAUUUUCUUGUUAUUUAUUAGUUGCUUCCUGCACUUGUUUUGCAAUGCCAUAGAUACAGAUAUUUUUUCAAAAAAGAAAAGAGACAUAAUUUUC